Penicillium crustosum is the source of this 3075-nucleotide messenger RNA. Its product is annotated as non-ribosomal peptide synthetase. Lineage: Eukaryota; Fungi; Ascomycota; Eurotiomycetes; Eurotiales; Aspergillaceae. The record is from RefSeq and is a predicted model, not a curated record. The coding region runs from base 1 to 3075 and encodes 1024 amino acids. Gene Ontology annotation, molecular function: phosphopantetheine binding. The transcript has a single exon.
AUGUCGCCGUCUCCCCUUGGUGUAAGGAAGCUUGAUACAAGCCUGUCGAGGCACGCUGGGCUUGCUCCGCUUUUUAAGGCGCAGGCCCGGCUUCUUGGCCCAAUGACAGCCAUAGAAUAUGGCGAGCAUACUGUAUCCUAUGAGGAAUUGCACUUGAAAUCUCUCCAGCUCGCGCAACUGAUUCGACUGGGAGCGCCGGAACCAGGAACUCCAAUUGCGAUUGCCAUCCCCCGUGGAAUCAACCAUAUUUUGGCACAAAUUUCCAUUAUUUAUGCCGGCGGAACCUGUGUGCCCCUGGACACAAAACAGCCGGACGUCUUUCUCCGGAAUAUACUCCAAACCGUGAAUGUGAAGCUAGCUUUGGUGGACAUCGAAAAUUGGGGUCGACCCCUAGAGAUCGACAAUAUCCUUGUGGACCAUACUCUGAGCCCUGAACUAUCCGAUGAAGAAUCUGAGGUAUCCUCCAAUGGGCCAUCGAGCUGUUCCCAUAUCCUUCAUACCUCGGGUACAACGGGGGAACCCAAAGCCGUCCAGAUUUUGGCUGGCGGAAUCACCAACUUGGCAUUCAAUUCCACCAAGCUAUUUCAAGACGGCCAACGCCUUGCGCACAUCGGCAAUACGGUCUUUGACAUAACCUUGUUUGAAACCUGGGUUUGCUUGUUGAGAGGUGGAACAAUAGUGGUCUACCCACAUAAUACAGUCAUAGACCCCGUUAUCUUCUCGCAGAGUCUCCGAGAGGACCGAAUCGAAGUUGUGUUUAUUACUACCGCAUUGCUAAACACAAUUGUGAAAACCUGUCCGGGGGCAUUUUCCACAGUUCAUACUCUAAUGACCGGUAGCGAAAUAAUCAACGUGCCAGUGAUCCGGAAGAUAUUCGAUCAUGGGCCCCCGGAGCGAGUAAUCCACAUGUACGGGCCGACUGAAUGCACUGUGUUUGUAAUCUCACACGAGAUCACCGCAGCAGAUAUUUACAAUGGUUGUAUUCCACUCGGGAAGCCAAUUGGCAAUUUUCAGCUUUUCAUUGUCGACGAAAAUCUCAGACAGGUUCCGACGGGCAGCGAAGGGGAACUAGUAAUAGCGGGUGCAGGAGUUUGCGGAGGAUAUUGUAGGAAUCCUCUAGCUAACAUCAAGUCAUUUAUAAACCCCUCACAUCUUCCAUUGAAAGGCACCACGAUGGGAUUCCCACGUCAUGCCUAUAGGACAGGCGAUAUCAUGCGAGUGAACGAGUCUGGCUUAUACGAUUUCGUCGGCCGCCAGGACAGACAAAUCAAGAUCCGGGGCCAUCGCGUCGAGCUAGAAGGUCUUGAGAAUAUCUUCUUAGGCACUAAUAUUGCCUCCGCGGCAGCGGUUGUCAAGGUUGAGCCCAAGGAUGCCGACACGGGGCCAAUACUGGUUGCCUAUAUUGUACCGCAGUGCAUCCAUGUCGACCCCGAGGCCAUAGUACGAGCAUUCGUCAACCGCGCUCCUCAUCUUCCGAUGCCUCGCGUCGAGCUGCUUGCGGAGCUUCCAUUAAGAGGGACAGGGAAGUGUGAUCGACGGAAGCUUGAGCAACUGUAUAUAGAAAAGAUGAGGGUCGUGCGUGAGAGUCAAAUGCACUCGAACGGAGGUAUCGACUCUGUGGAAACGUCUUUGGAACAUAUCUGGCUCGAGAUACUGGGGUAUCCAAAGGACCACCUGGAUUCUUCUGAUGACUUUUUCCAUUUGGGCGGAACUUCACUGCAAGUUGCACAUCUGAUCGGCCGAAUUCGACUUUUGCUAGGAUCUGAGCUGCGGUCCACGGUCCUGUACGUGAAUCCCACACUAGGCCAACUCACACAGCUAGUUCAAGAGCUCAAGAACGGAGCAGCUUUGCCAGACCCAGUGGAUAAUCAAAGCAUUCUGGCUCUGGAUUCGUUGUUGGGUCAAGAAUUACAGGUUAGUCUCGACCCGGUCGUCGACUGGCUCGACGCUUCAGAAGGCCGAGUGUUCCUUUCCGGAGCCACUGGGUUUGUUGGCGCCUUUCUUCUCGCGUCACUGCUGUCCAUGCCACAGGUCACUCAAGUUACAUGUCUUGUUCGCGCCAAGGACACAUCCGCAGCCGACCUGCGCAUCAAGGAAACACUAGAGAAUUACAGACUGCGUUGUUCCCAGGAGACCAAAAUCGUCCCUAUCACUGGCGACUUAUCACUCCCGCGCCUUGGCCUUACGCAAGAACAGUACAAUCACUAUGCAAGCUGGGCGAGUGUGGUCUUCCACUUGGGGGCACUAGUCAGUUACAUCCAGCCGUACUCCCGUCAUCGAGCGGUCAAUAUCCUGGGAACAUUAGAAAUGGUAAGAUUUGCCAAUCACUCCCGACCAAAACGACUCAUCUACUCAUCAAGCAUCGCUGCAUAUGGACCGACGGGAUUUGUCCAGGGAACCAAGACCGUCCCAGAGGAUGAGAGACCAUUAAACCACAUCGCCGCUUUGCGGUAUGACACAGGAUAUUCCCAAAGCCAGUUCGUGGCGGAAAAUGUGGUCUGGAAUGCCAUCCGCAAGGGUUCGCCGGCGAUCAUCGUCCGUCUCGGGUAUGUCUUAGGACAUAGUCAGACGGGAAGAGGGAACCCCGGUGACUUUGUCAGUUGUCUCAUGUCAUCCUGUCUUCAGCUGGGUCAUUAUCCCAUUGUACCGGGGCAAUGCAAAGUGUUUGCCUCGGUAGAUUUCGUGGUGGAUGCGACGCUGCGAAUCGCCGCUUUCGAGGAAAAUGUAGGCCAUGCCUAUAAUCUGAUCCAGCCGAUACCCAUAGAUCUUCAGGAAGCCUUUGGCCUGAUCAGUGGACACUGCUCUCACCCGCUGCAAGGUAUCUCGUUUCCCCGCUGGCUAGAGAUGUUUGUCAGCGAUGCGACGAACCCACUGCAUCCUUUUCUUCCGCUAUUCCAGGAGAAGAUAUACACCCGUUGGGAAGUUCAAGAAAAUGCGCCUCGCUUUGAGAUCACCAACACUCUGUGGGCUCUUCGCAAUAGUCCAGAGCUUCUCUUGUGGAUGCCAGCACUGGAUCUGCUUCGAAGGUACAUCCCCGAGUGGUCUGCGGUUUCAAGCAAUCCUGGCAGGAUAUAA